AGAACAAAUCAAAAUGCAAUUAACCCAAGCCUUACAGAUUAAAGAAGAUAGAAUAAAUAAAUUAGAACAAAGGCUGAUUAACCUUGAUCAAGAGCGUAUUAAUAAGUUACAAGAUAAAAGAAAAGAAUUGGGUGAAAUUAAUAAGGAAUUAUUAAAUGAAUUAACUGGUGGAAAAAAUACUAAAGAAAUUCAUAAAGAAAAAGAAGCUAAACAAAUAGAGAUGAAUGAACUCCAACAAGAAUUAUUAAGAACUUCAACUUCUUAUAAUGUCAAUAGAAAAACUCAAGUUUUCAAACAAGUCAAUAAUUUUCUGAAAGUUAAGGGUGAAUUCUUAACUUUACGAGAAGAAGCUAUUAAAAAAUUACAUAGUGUCUGUAAUCAUCUAGUAAGUUCUAUUAAUAAGGAAAGAAUUACCAUUGGCUCUAUUACAGAUAUGAAAAUCUCUAAAUUGACUGAUAAGUAUACUAAAGAAUUUCAAAGUAUUCUUGUAAAAUAUAAUGAUGGAUUAUUAGAGUUGAACAAAAAUUAUUAUUCCUUAAAGAAUGUUAUUCAGGAAAAUAAAGAGUUGGAAGUUAGCCUCAUGAUUGAAAAUAUUCUUAAGUUGAAUUCUUUUAAUCUUGAUAAAUACAAAAUUUUUAAACUUGCUACUAAUUCUCAGGAAGGAACCAGAAUUCAAUUAAAUUCUAAUAUGAUGGAAGAAGAUAUAAAUUCAUUAAGAAAUAAUUUGAAUGAAUUGAAAUUAGAAUUAAACCAAGAAAAAAAAGAAUUAAAAAAUUUAGCAACAGUUUAGAUUUAACCAUAUUGAUG
Rhizophagus irregularis DAOM 181602=DAOM 197198 is the source of this 807-nucleotide messenger RNA. The record is from RefSeq and is a predicted model, not a curated record. Lineage: Eukaryota; Fungi; Glomeromycota; Glomeromycetes; Glomerales; Glomeraceae.